Messenger RNA from Danio rerio (zebrafish), 3265 nucleotides. The record is from RefSeq and is a predicted model, not a curated record. Lineage: Eukaryota; Metazoa; Chordata; Actinopteri; Cypriniformes; Danionidae.
CAUGCGCAUCACAGAUAGCGCAGAGCUGCAGUUGUUGUUGGUCACUGACGGAGGUGAGAAUUUUAACGGUUAAAGAUGACGACUUCUUGGAGUGAUCGGCUUCAGAAUUAUGCGGAUAUUCCAGCCAACAUGGACGGUUUAUCCAUGAAGAAGUACAGAAGAGAGGUGCAUCACAGCUUACCACAGGAACUGGCCCACUGUCAUCCUUCUAUGAGAGUUUUUGUCAAUAGAAGUUUGGCAAUGGAGAAGAUAAAAUGCUUUGGCUUUGAUAUGGACUACACUUUGGCAGUGUACAAGUCUCCGGAGUAUGAGUCUCUUGGCUUUGAUCUGACUGUGGAACGACUUGUUUCCAUUGGUUACCCCCAAGAGCUACUAAACUUUGUCUAUGACCCUGCUUUUCCCACAAGAGGCUUGGUGUUCGAUACAACGUAUGGAAACCUGCUGAAAGUAGAUGCAUAUGGAAACAUUCUUGUGUGCGCUCAUGGUUUCAACUUCUUGCGUGGUCCAGAGAUAAGAGAGCUGUACCCAAACAAGUUCAUUCAGCGUGGAGAUACAGAGCGAUUCUACAUCCUCAACACACUCUUUAACCUCCCAGAGACAUAUCUAUUUGCCUGCCUGGUGGACUUCUUCACUAGUUGCUCAAGAUACACCAGUUGUGAGAUGGGCUUUAAAGAUGGAGAUCUUUUCAUGUCUUUUAAGAGCAUGUUUCAGGAUGUCAGAGAUGCUGUGGAUUGGGUCCAUUUUAAGGGCUCACUAAAGGAGAAAACGGUUGAAAACCUAGAGAAAUAUGUGGUGAAAGAUGCUAAAUUACCAUUGCUUCUAAGCCGAAUGAAUGAAGUUGCCAAAGUGUUUCUUGUUACCAACAGUGACUACAAGUACACAGACAAAAUUAUGACAUACUUGUUUGAUUUUCCACAUGGUCCAAAAUUGGGUUCUCCUCAUCGACCCUGGCAGUCCUACUUUGAUCUUAUUCUGGUGGACGCCAGGAAGCCAAUGUUUUUUGGGGAGGGCACAGUCUUGAGACAAGUGGACACGACCACUGGGAGACUGAAGAUUGGGACAUAUACAGGUCCCUUGCAGCAUGGCAUAGUAUAUUCUGGUGGUUCAUCAGACAUAGUUUGUGAUCUGCUGGGAGCAAAAGGAAAGGACAUUCUGUACAUUGGUGACCACAUCUUUGGAGAUAUCCUGAAGUCUAAGAAGCGUCAGGGUUGGAGAACGUUCCUGGUGAUUCCUGAGCUGGCUCAGGAGCUUCACGUUUGGACUGACAAGAGCAGCCUGUUUGAGGAACUACAGAGUCUGGAUAUUUUCCUGGCAGAGCUCUACAAGCAUUUGGACAGCAGCAGCAAUGAGAGACCUGAUAUUAGCUCUCUUCAGAGGAGGAUCAAGAAAGUGACCCAUGACAUGGACAUGUGCUAUGGCAUGAUGGGAAGUCUGUUCCGCAGCGGCUCUCGCCAGACACUCUUUGCAUCUCAAGUGAUGCGUUACGCUGACCUGUAUGCGGCGUCCUUCAUCAAUCUCCUAUAUUACCCAUUUAGCUACCUGUUCAGAGCUGCGCACGUCCUGAUGCCUCACGAGUCUACUGUGGAGCACACUCAUGUGGACAUCAAUGACACAGAGUCCCCCAUGGCCACCCGCAACCGGCACGCCAUUGACUUUAGAGAGCACGAGUGCAAGAGACACCAGCUGACCCGCUCCAUCAGCGAAAUCAACCCUCCACACCUCUUCCCUCAGACGCCUCAGGAGAUCACACACUGCCACGAUGAGGAUGAUGACGAGGAGGAGGAGGAAGAAGAGGAAUAAGCACACGACUGCUGAUAUUACAUCUGAUAUGCAUCUACUGUAAACAAGUAUGAUCCCUGCAUUCACACACAGCCAUAUAUUUUGUAAAGCUGCAAAGAGAGGAUGUUUAUUUCUUGGGAAAUAUAUUUUAGAGUUCAAAGUUUGAUGAGAGGAUGAAGCUAAAAUGUUUAGCUUCCUAUUUUUGAAUGAGGUCCACUCAGAAACGACAACAGAUCUGUGAAUUAUUUGCAUGAUGUUGAGGAAACAUUACGAGUUACGAGGUACAUAGCUGACUUAAGUAAAUAGCAUGAAUACUUCUUUUUUGGCUCUGUGAUGUAUGUAGAUCGCUUUCAAACUCCAGAGAGGAGCAGUAUAGCAUGCUGGGAAAUGACACCAACAGUACAGCUUGCUUGUUAUCCGUUUGACUGCCUGUUCAAGCGAUGUAACAUCGCCAUCUACUUUUCAAAACUAGUAGUACGUAAAUUUCUGUCAUUAUUAUUAUUUUUUUUCUGAGGAAAAAUGCAACUUUUUAGGGUACUAGAAAAGGUUUGAGUGUCUUAUGCACUCGCCCUGAUCACUGUGUUAAUAUUAGACUGAGAAUCUAGAGCUUAGAUUUAUUGCCUACUAUUUUUAUAUCCACUGACCUACAGUUACUGCAGCUAGAUAUGUUUAAACACAUCCUUUUUGUUGUUGUUUAUAUUAGCAUAAUGGUUAAGUUUCUGGCAGAGGACUGUCAUUUAGGAAAAAAAAAGCUGGUCGAAAGAAUUGUGGGAACCAGUGGAUCGACAUCCAUUGAACACGCGGUUAUUAUGAAUAUUUGUAUCUCAUUUAUACAGUCCUGAUUCUGAAAUCUUUGUUUUUGGCUGACAUGGUGCUGUUUAGCAUCAGAAUCUUUUUUGAUGUUUUUGUUUUAAACUGAAGGGAAUUUAUGAUGGGUCUAUGUUGGUUUGAUAUACUGUACUGCUUCAUUUUAAACAGUAUUUGGACAGAACCCCUGGAUUAUUUCAAUCCGAGUCAUUUUGCCAAUGUAAUAUGUGGAUUUGUUUAUUCAACCAAGGACUGUUAUCGCUGUCCCUCUUUUAAAUUCACAGAUGCUGUUGAUUUAUUGAUUUUGUGUAAUGUAUUUUUAAAAAUCCUUUUCAAUGUUUAUUUAGGCUUUUCUAAGUCUGCUGUUGGAUAUGUGUGAUUCAUCUGUAUUUUUAUUGUUUUGAAAUCUCUGUAUUUUAGUUUGAGCCCUGUUUUAAAACCAUUUCCUUACUGUUUUUCAUGAAUGUGUUUGGAUUUAUUUGAGUGUUUGUAGAAUUUACAGCCACUGUCAUGACAGACUGUUGUGGGAGGAUCAGAUUAUACUGUAUUUUUAGUGUAGAAUUAAAUCAGUCUGCUUUCAAAUGUGUUGUCAUUAAAUGUUUUUGUUUGGCAUUGUUGAGUUGGUUUUCGGUGCUGUAGGUUGUUGCAUAUGAAGAGAAUAAAGUUUCUGUCAUGCAGC